Molecule: messenger RNA, 1461 nt
Organism: Athene cunicularia (burrowing owl)
Lineage: Eukaryota; Metazoa; Chordata; Aves; Strigiformes; Strigidae
Product: monocarboxylate transporter 13-like
Biological process (GO): transmembrane transport; monocarboxylic acid transport
Molecular function (GO): monocarboxylic acid transmembrane transporter activity
Source: RefSeq, a predicted model, not a curated record
AUGGAUCGUCUAGAGAGGCUUCAUCUCUGCGAUGAUCAACAAAAUCCAUUGGGCUUCUCUUUGUCUCCAUCUGUUUACAGCUCUAACAAUGCCAAAGACACCAAUCCACCAGAUAGUGGCUAUGGAUGGGUUGUGGUAGUGUCAGUCUUCAUGGUGAUGGGCCUCACGCUCAAGACUUUUUGUCUGUUCUUUGUUGAAAUCCAGCAACACUUCGAUGAACUUGCAAGCACCACUUCCUGGAUCACAUCAGUAACUAUUGUCAUCUUUCACUUAGGAAUCCCUCCUGCCAGCUCACUAUGUGUAGGAUACACUCACCAGGCAGUUGUGAUCACUGGAGGACUCCUGGCUUUUUCAGGAAUGGCACUGGGAUUUCUUGGACUCAGCAUGGUCUGGAUGUAUGCAAUGACUGGAUUCCUACAGGGACUUGGGAUUUCCUUUUCAUGGACACCAGGCAUUAGCAUUGUUAGCUAUUAUUUCUCCAAUGAAAGAGCUUUGGCAAAUUCUGUUAUCAGUGCUGGAGAAUGUACCUUUGCAUUCACAUUUGGGCCAUUUUUCCAGUGGUUGAUUAGUCAGUACGGAUGGAAAGGUGCACUUAUCAUAGGUGGCAUCCAACUCAGUAUUUGUGUCUGUGGAGUACUGAUACGACCCCUGGUAAGCAGCUGCCUCCUUGAGGCUAGCCAUUCUGAAACUGAGACACCACCUGGAAAUGGUCCAUCUAGGAUAGACAAGAAGUCUCCCAUCACACACAAAACCUUCAACUGAAUGCUUGUGAGACAACCAGAGUUUGUACUUUAUGCCAUUUUUGGCAUAUUAGCUGCUCUGAGUUUUUUUGUUCCUCCAUUAUUUCAUGUUCCACUUACCUACAGCCUGGGAAUAGAUGAAUCCGUCCUAUCCAUUUUGACCAUGGUGAACUUUGCAGGCAGACUGCUAUGUGACUGGUAUGACAAUCUCCACAUUACCAGAAGUGUUCAUUUGCUGACAAUGACAAUUACACUGAUCAGUACUUCCCUGAUGCUGUUGCCACUGACUGACAACUACCUGUCCUUAGCAAUAUUUACUGGUUUCUAUGGAUUCUUCUUUGGUCUAACAGUCACUGUUCACAUUACAGUUCCAGCAGAUGUUGUGGGCAUGUCAGAUUUUGACAGUUCUUUAUGGCUUUUCAUGCUGGUUUGAAGCUCUGAAGGUUUUGACAGGCCUCCUCUUGCUGGUAAGUCUAUCAUGGACAGAGCUGGAGAUUACAGAGCAGGCUUCUACAUGGCAGGAGCCACUCUUGUCCUAUCAGCUGGAUUUUUAGUCACUUUAGAUCAGCUCCAACAGAGAACAGAAAGAGCAAGCCAGACUAACACCAAAGCAGAAAAGUCAACAUUGCCCUACCUUUCCUUCCAACUCCUUGAAUCUUCAAAACAGAAGAACAUAAAAGAUGGGAAGAAGGGCUGGAUCACAUUUAAAAGAAACAGUUAA